CCAAGAUCACGCUCAAACCUACCAACACCAACACCAACACACCAACACCUACUCUCCUAUCGCAGCACUUUCCACUUUCCACUCUCACUGAACAGACAAAUCCUUUCCUCUAAGCAUCAUUCUCACUGUCAAAUGCAAGAUCAGAAGCAGAUUCUAUUCCUGCCCAGAUGACGAUGCAAAGAACGGCCACGAUAGGAGAUAGGACUGGUACCAAUACAUACAAUGUAUCCAUCAUAGAGCCUGAAGCCGAGCUACACUCGCUUAUUCAUUCCCUUCCUCCCGAAAUUCUGUCUGAGAUAUUUCUUCUCGCACUCCCAAGCUCGUACAGCGUUCUCGAGCCCCUACACGCGGGUCCAUGGCUACUGGGGCGAGUCUGUCGCCGGUGGCAAGAUGUCGCCUGGGGUUAUCCUGCCCUGUGGUCGUCUUUUGUCCUAAUAGAUCAGGAAGCGCCGCACCGAAUACAAGAAGAAAUCGGAACAAGAAUGGUCCAGGAGGCCCUUCAGCGGACCAGACAGAGUAAACUCUCCAUGACGAUAUGGACGGGUCACAUUUUCUCAGAUACCAUCGUUGAGACCUUACUGCAGCAUUCACGGCAAUGGGAAGACGUCUCCUUUUUAGGCCCUUCCUCGAGUCAAUGGACUCAAUCACUACUCAAUUCCCAUCCGAUCCAUUUCCCUUCGUUGAGGUCACUUUCCUUGGCUUACCCUCAUUCUAUCGAUGACAUCGCUACCACCAUGGGCGUUAUCAAAGACGCGCCGAACCUCAGAUGUCUCCAAUUGGAUGUACGGGUGCCCAACUUUGACCUGAGCACGGUUCUCUUUCCAUGGUCCUGUAUCACACAUUUGGAUAUGACCUUCUCGAAAUUUAAUUGGGUAGGGCUGAUUGUCAGGCUUCUCCGUCUUUGUCCGAGUCUUGAAGAGUUAAAGGAGAAGUCCAUGCUCCGCUCUGAAACGACCACUAUCGCCCCACUGACGCUCGAAAAACUCCGUUCACUGAGCCUCGGAUUUUCUCAUUUGCUCCUGCGUCACCUCACUUGUCCCGUACUGGAAUACCUAACAUUCACUAUGCCAUAUAUCAACUAUCCAUCAUCCAGUCUAACGAUUUCUCAAUUCUCCGCCCGUUCUGGGAGUCAUUUGCAGACCCUUGAUCUCCGGCUAGCACGAAAAGCCCUAGACCCAGAUCAACUAUUCUCAUGCGUUCCUCAGCUCCGCAGAUUAAUUCUAUCCAUGGCGGAUACGGAAAACGACAGGGAUCCGUCGAGGUUUCUCAGGUGUCUCGAUUCAGGCGACAUGGCUCGGGGUCUGAUGCUCCCCAACAUGUCUGUUUUUGAGCUGAGCGCAAACAGGCUUUUUAUGGGUGACAUUCGGCUGGAAAGACGGGAUGAGUUACUGGUCAGGAUUAUCGAUAGGCGUUGGGACGUCCCUGAAGAUUCGCGGGUGACUCAGUUGUCUCAGGUUCGUAUCAGGUGCCGGAAUCCUGCUCAUGUAGAGGCGAAAUUCAAAGGUGGUCAAGCCGCUCCAAAGCUCGGUGCUUUGCGUGCUUUGUCGCAUAUUGAUCGUCUGAAAUCGUGCAAGGCUGAAGGAUCGGAUAUCUCAGUCAUUGCCGAUGAAGAGAUGGACGGACUGCUCGAGGAACGUGUUCUUUUAUGAUGCACUGGCAGAAGAUGUUGUAUGCAACAUUUUGUGGUUCUAUAUUGUCUGUCAAGCAUCCAGCUUUGCAUAAUAUCUCGAAAUUCCUUCCAGUCACUCACAUCAUGGGAUGUUCCUUUCAUCUCCAAUAGCGAGCCGCUGAACUCUUGUCUUUAUUAUCAUCUCCACAUCUCUGGUUAGCACUAUUGAAGCUAGAUAAUUCGAAAUUCAAAAAUCAGCUCGGACUGGGAGUCUUUCUUACUCUUUUGCUGGGAUCAUGACCGCGAGAGACCUCCGAGUCCCUGAAUUUCUCUUCUUUCCGAGGGCGAGGGGAAUAAGUGCCUCUCUUUCCAGUCUCUCUUCUUCCGUGACGCUCACUAUACUCCGUAGUAGUGCAUCGGGG
Messenger RNA from Desarmillaria tabescens, 2031 nucleotides. RefSeq lists its product as uncharacterized. The record is from RefSeq and is a predicted model, not a curated record. The coding region runs from base 168 to 1649 and encodes 493 amino acids. NCBI's taxonomy places the organism in Eukaryota, Fungi, Basidiomycota, Agaricomycetes, Agaricales, Physalacriaceae. The transcript is spliced from 3 exons.